Cylicocyclus nassatus is the source of this 339-nucleotide messenger RNA. The record is from the annotation of a GenBank genome assembly. NCBI's taxonomy places the organism in Eukaryota, Metazoa, Nematoda, Chromadorea, Rhabditida, Strongylidae.
GGAACUUCUGAUGUACAAAUUGGUGGUAAACAAACACAAUUCUUCCUCAAGUGUGAAGCCACUUCAGACAGCGCAGCCGGUGAAGGCGUCUGGGUGGUGAAGUCUCGAGCAGCAGCAGCCGCUGCACCCGCGGGCAGCAGUGGCUCUUCGGCUGCCGGUGCUGCCGUUCCAGUGGAGAAUACUCAACCACAGCAGCAUCCAAAACUCAUGCGCAAACAUAAUGCGCCGAAUAUUUGCGAGCAGGACAAUGACGCCCGUGAAGCCGAUUCGUGUGCUGUUUCGGCCACUUGUUUACAAGCAAGUCAAGAUAUCCCAUCCAGCUAUCUACAGUGUGAUCAA